GCACCAUGCGUGAGAUUGUUCACAUCCAGGCGGGUCAGUGCGGUAACCAGAUCGGCGCCAAGUUUUGGGAGGUCAUCAGUGAUGAACACGGUAUUGACCCCACUGGCAGUUACCAUGGCGACAGUGACUUGCAGCUGGAGAGAAUCAAUGUCUACUACAAUGAAGCCACUGGUAACAAAUAUGUACCCCGAGCCAUCCUAGUGGAUCUAGAGCCCGGCACCAUGGACUCAGUCCGGUCAGGGCCAUUUGGCCAAAUCUUCCGGCCAGAUAACUUCGUGUUUGGCCAGAGUGGUGCCGGCAACAACUGGGCAAAGGGCCACUACACAGAGGGGGCAGAGCUGGUGGACUCGGUGCUGGACGUGGUGCGGAAGGAGUCUGAGAGCUGUGACUGUCUCCAGGGCUUCCAGCUGACCCACUCCCUGGGGGGCGGCACGGGGUCUGGGAUGGGCACGCUGCUCAUCAGUAAGAUCAGGGAGGAGUACCCCGACCGCAUCAUGAACACCUUCAGCGUCAUGCCCUCCCCCAAGGUGUCAGACACUGUGGUGGAGCCCUACAACGCCACACUCUCGGUCCACCAGCUAGUGGAGAACACAGAUGAAACCUACUGCAUUGACAAUGAAGCCCUCUAUGACAUUUGCUUCCGUACCCUGAAACUCACCACUCCCACAUACGGAGACCUCAACCACCUGGUGUCUGCCACCAUGAGCGGGGUCACCACCUGCCUGCGGUUCCCAGGCCAGCUGAACGCAGACCUCCGCAAACUAGCUGUGAACAUGGUGCCCUUCCCACGGCUGCAUUUCUUCAUGCCCGGCUUCGCCCCCCUGACCAGCCGGGGCAGUCAGCAGUACCGUGCCCUGACGGUGCCCGAGCUCACCCAGCAGAUGUUCGACUCCAAGAACAUGAUGGCAGCCUGUGACCCCCGCCAUGGCCGCUACCUGACGGUGGCUGCCAUUUUCCGAGGCCGCAUGUCCAUGAAGGAGGUGGACGAGCAGAUGCUCAACGUGCAGAACAAGAACAGCAGCUACUUCGUGGAGUGGAUCCCCAACAACCUCAAGACGGCCGUGUGCGACAUCCCGCCCCGCGGCCUCAAGAUGGCAGCCACCUUCAUCGGCAACAGCACGGCCAUCCAGGAGCUGUUCAAGCGUAUCUCGGAGCAGUUCACGGCCAUGUUCCGGCGCAAGGCCUUCCUGCACUGGUACACGGGAGAGGGCAUGGACGAGAUGGAGUUCACCGAGGCCGAGAGCAACAUGAAUGACCUGGUGUCCGAGUACCAGCAGUACCAGGACGCCACGGCUGACGAGCAAGGGGAGUUCGAGGAGGAGGAGGGUGAGGAUGAGGCUUAAAUUCAGAACUGAAAGCAGGUUAGGGAAAGAUUUAGGAGGAAUGAAAGGGGGUGGGGGGUGUUCUGAUGAAAUAUCUUGGCAAUUGAAGGAAAAAGCAUGGUUGUAUUUAGGUGUGUCCUGGGUACUCUUCACUGUUGCCCAUCACUGUUUUUGUUUUUUGUUUUUUUGUAAUACUGAUUACAUCAAUGUAACAUUUGCAAUAUUUCUGAUCUACUGCUGUAAUGGCUAAAAUCAUAUAAACAUUUGUGUC
This is a messenger RNA of Chrysochloris asiatica (Cape golden mole), 1593 nucleotides long. RefSeq names its product tubulin, beta 2B class IIb (gene TUBB2B). Bases 6 to 1343 code for a protein of 445 amino acids. Gene Ontology annotation, biological process: mitotic cell cycle; microtubule cytoskeleton organization. Gene Ontology annotation, cellular component: microtubule; cytoplasm. The transcript is spliced from 4 exons. The record is from RefSeq and is a predicted model, not a curated record. Gene Ontology annotation, molecular function: GTPase activity; structural constituent of cytoskeleton; GTP binding. Lineage: Eukaryota; Metazoa; Chordata; Mammalia; Afrosoricida; Chrysochloridae.